This is a messenger RNA of Cricetulus griseus (Chinese hamster), 420 nucleotides long. The record is from RefSeq and is a predicted model, not a curated record. NCBI's taxonomy places the organism in Eukaryota, Metazoa, Chordata, Mammalia, Rodentia, Cricetidae.
UGUCUUGCUUUUCAUGACAUUUCCCCUCAAGCACCAACACAUUUCCUGGUGAUACCCAAGAAGCAUAUAUCCCAGAUUUCUGUAGCAGAAGACGAUGACGAAAGUCUUCUAGGACAUUUAAUGAUUGUUGGCAAGAAAUGUGCUGCGGAUCUGGGCCUGAACCGGGGCUAUCGGAUGGUGGUGAAUGAAGGUGCAGACGGAGGACAGUCUGUCUACCAUAUUCAUCUCCAUGUUCUCGGGGGUCGGCAGAUGAAUUGGCCUCCUGGUUAAGCAGGUUGGGGAUAAUUUUCCCUUCUCUAGGUAGUGAUUCAGUUGGCAAGCUCCAGUAUAUUAAAUGGCACACAUAGUUUUGCCUGUGUAUGGAAUAAUUGGAAAGAUCAUUUAAAAUCCUGUGCCUAAUAAAAAACAUUGUUGCAUGUU